Messenger RNA from Prunus avium (sweet cherry), 627 nucleotides. NCBI's taxonomy places the organism in Eukaryota, Viridiplantae, Streptophyta, Magnoliopsida, Rosales, Rosaceae. The record is from RefSeq and is a predicted model, not a curated record.
AUGUGUAAAAAUGAACCGAACACUCCUCAAGAACUUGUUCCCAUUGACCCUGUUCGUCUUGAUGGGAAGAACUAUCCGAUCUGGGCUCGGCGAAUGGAGUUUUUCCUCAAGGAAUUAAAAGUUGAAUAUGUACUCUAUGAGCCAUGCCCUAGCAUUAUGCUAGGAUCUGAAGCAACUACUGAAGAAAUUGCUGAAUCGAAGGCUGCUGAAGAGAAAUGGAUCAAGGAUGACUUUAUGUGCCUUCGCACCAUCUUGAACUAUCUAUGUGAUGAUCUCCUCCAUCGUUACGCAAAGAGAAAGAAAACUACAACUGCUAAACAACUGUGGGACGAUCUAAAAUUAAUGUUCGGAACAAAGAGAUCUCUGGUUAGAAAGUACAUGGAAUUUCAGAUGGUUGAUGAGAAGACAGUUGUGGAGCAAGUUCAAGAAUUCAAUCGCAUUUUCGAUGACGUUGUGGCUUCUGGAAUGACGUUGAGUGAGAAAUUUCAUGUCUCUGCCAUCUUAGCCAAGCUCCCAGCCUCUUGGAAGUACUCAACCAUCAAGUUAUUGACGGGGAAGGAGAAGCCUUUGACUUUAGAAGUGUUGAUGGAUAGUUUGAGGGUUGAAGAAGAGUACGUUUGCCUAUGA